This is a messenger RNA of Hemiscyllium ocellatum (epaulette shark), 5400 nucleotides long. It is a transcript of the gene plxdc2b, whose product is annotated as plexin domain containing 2b. The record is from RefSeq and is a predicted model, not a curated record. Bases 41 to 1633 code for a protein of 530 amino acids. The transcript has 14 exons. Lineage: Eukaryota; Metazoa; Chordata; Chondrichthyes; Orectolobiformes; Hemiscylliidae.
CCGGCUUGGACUCGGCAAAUGUAAACUUGUGGCGAUCAUCAUGGCGGGUGUGAGGAAAGCCGGCUGCCUGAAUGCUGCCCUGUGCUGCCUCGUAACCCUGGGAAACCUGGUGCACCUCAGCCUCGGGCGAAGCGGCCAGACGCUGGAUGCUACUGGAGUGUUCUACACAUUUAGUCCGAGGUUAUCUUCAGAUAUCUUGGUAGAUGUCAAAACCAAUAAUCACCGAUGGAAGCGACAGCAACCACCCAAAUCAGUGGAUACAAACAGAGCUAGUCCGGAGCAGGACUUUGCAGAUCCUACUAAAAUCUUUGACAUUCAACCUGCUGAGGACAAUAGCAAUGAUACAAAAAUUGAGGAAAACACAGACCACAACUACUAUACAUCAAGAAUGUUUGGGCCAUCUGAUCCAGAAACCAGGGAACUAUGGGUUAACAUGGAUCAAAUGGAAAAAGAUAAAGUGAAGAUUCACGGGAUUCUAUCUAACACCCACCGGCAAGCUGCUAGGGUAAAUUUGUCCUUCCACUUCCCAUUUUAUGGCCAUUUCCUGACAGAGGUUACCGUGGCGACUGGCGGUUUUAUCUAUACGGGGGAAGUUGUGCAUCGUAUGUUAACAGCUACUCAGUACAUCGCACCACUGAUGGCUAAUUUUGACCCAAGUGUGUCUCGGAAUUCAACUGUCCGAUACUUUGACAAUGGUACUGCUCUGGUUGUACAGUGGGAUAAUGUUCGCCUCCAGGAUAACUAUGAUUUAGGAAGCUUCACCUUCCAGGCCACCCUGCACAGUGAUGGACGGAUCGUCUUUGCUUACAAAGAGAUUCCUGUUGCCGUGACAGAGAUAAACUCAGCCAAUCACCCAGUCAAAGUGGGGCUGUCAGAUGCAUUUGUAGUUGUUCACAAGAUCCAACAGAUUCCCAAUGUUCGCAGGAGGACAAUUUACGAAUACCACCGAGUUGAAUUACAGGUGGCAAAAGUCACCAACAUGUCGGCUGUUGAAAUCAUCCCUCUCGCCACUUGUCUCCAGUACAAAAGCUGCUCUUCCUGUAUCAAUGCACUGAUUGGCUUCAACUGCACAUGGUGUGACAAGCUCCAGAGAUGUUCCAGUGGUUUUGAUCGUCAUCGGCAGGAUUGGGUUGAUAACAGCUGUCCCGAUGAGUCUAAAGAUAAGAUAUGUGACAUCAAGCCUGGCGAAGUGACUCAAGCUGCUUCAUCUACAACGGGUGUUACAACAACAGCAACAAAACCUAGAAUCUCAAGCACUACAUCCACAACCAUUUUCACAUUUGCGGUUCCUACUUCCAGCUUAACCACUGAAGAUGAUACAAAGAUUGCAAUGCACCUGAGGGACAAUGGAGCUUCCCCAGCUGACAGCACUGCAGAGAAGAAAGGUGACUCAGUCCACACUGGCCUGAUCGUGGGGAUACUCCUGGUCAUCAUCAUUGUUGUAGCAGGAGUACUCGUGACGUUUUACAUGUACCAUCACCCAACAUCAGCAGCAAGUCUCUUCUUCCUUGAGCGCCGCCCCAGUAGAUGGCCUGCAAUGAAGUUCAGGCGUGGCUCUGGUCAUCCUGCCUAUGCCGAAGUGGAGCCAGUUGGGCAGGAAAAGGAAGGCUUUAUUGUGUCUGAACAGUGCUGAAACUGAGCGGUAGAAGUAGUGCACCAGGUGUGGGAUUUAUGCUUUGAAGUGAAUAAAGAAGCAAGCUCAAACGCACUGUCCAUGAAAUACCCACUUCUGGAUCAGCUCAAAAUAAGAAAGAUACACAUUUUCAUCUACGAGAUCAGCACUCCAUAAUCUUCCUUAGUAGCCCUGCAGAGCUCAUCAAUGUUUCAAAAAGAAUUGACCAUCCCUUUUGGAUAAUCGUUGUGGAAUUGAAUGAAAAUUCAUGACGCUUACAAGCCACAAAAGUGAAAAACCAGGUUCAUUCCAUCUUUACUGGUUUAAGUAAACCUCAACAAGUAAGAGUGAAAAAGAAAAUGCAUCAAUUUUCCAUGUUUCCAUUGUUAAAAAUGCAGGAAAAUUGCUUAUAGCAUGCUUUUAGCUGAUCAUCAAUCAGAUAAUGCAAUGAAUAGAUUCACUCUCUUCAACAUUUAUUUUGAUUCUUUAAAAGUGUAUACAUUAAAAACUCACUGACGUCAGUUGGGGGAAAUGUAGUUUUGUGUACAUUUUCUUAAUGAGAAUAUUUUCUAAUCCAUCUGAUGUUUUGAGUGUAUAUAAAUCAUUCUGGAUGGAUUUCUUUACUGUAGAUGAGCUAUAAUAUGAUGAAAUGUCAUUUUCAAUUGUCAAGAUUCAGUUGCGUAAGGCUUGGAGGCAACUGAAGACAAAUUGAUAUGUUCUUUUAAAAAUCAAAAGUUUGCAAAUGUUCAAAUCUAACUUUUUUGAUAAAUUUCAUUUGUUUCCCUCAGUGACGUCUGACAGUCCUGAUGUAAAUCUUUUAAGUUAAUAAGAAAAUCUCCAAAUUAUUGUGCACAAGAUUCCAUUGGUUUCAAGUUACUGAGGGAUUAAUGCCAUUUGUGUUGCAAAUUGUGCAAUUUGUUAUCUUUUGGCUUGAAAGGUAGUGAGAUUACAAAGGCUUAAAUAUUUCCCUACUAGAAACCAAAUUUUGGGAGUAUUUGCAGAUUCAGUUAGAUCUGUUGUGUAGUGGACACAUUGGUUAAAUAGAUGAAUAUAUUUUGUUUCUUGAUAGCUUACACAAGACAGGUUCUUGUGUCUCCAGAUUGUGAUGAAAUGUUAUAGUGUAUUUUUACCAUCCAGAAGAGGCAUGUAACAUGUAUUAUCACAGACAUAAAAUGGGUUGUAAAGUAGUAAUUAAGACUGAGUACUGUUUAACAAUAGGAAGUAACUUAAUGGAGAGCAAAGAACACGCACUUUUAACUGUCUUCACUGAAAUUAAUUGUUUUCUUUUGAGCUAUCUUCGUGCUGUGAAACAAGGCUGUUUGUGAAUUCAGGUAAGUAUUAUUCUUCAAUAAAAUCCUGUGAAAUAUAUCUUCCAGUCUUAGACAUAAAGGCACUUGCUAUUAUUAUUAAGUAUUGAAAAUGGCAGAUUCAGGUCUAAUUACAGAUUAUUGACUUCUUUCCAUUUGCCAACAUUGCAAUCAAUGAGCAGUGCAGAUUAGUAAUCUUACAGUUCAGUCGAUGGUGUCAGAGAUUUCAUUACUGUGAGUUCGACCUCGCUGGGAGUGGAUUUUGAUUUCAAUGAGUAUUCUACAUAAGGUUAACAAUUAGAGUUAGGAUAACUCAUUCAGUUGGGUUUGAUCUGGAACUAUCUUGAAAAACAAUUUGAAAUAUUUCACUAAACAUUAUCCCAAUGUACCCGAUAAAUAUUUAAACUCAUUUGAAGGUAACAGUAACUUUGUAUAAAAGGCGCCUAACAAAAACCGGCUCUUUCAGUGGAAAAAGGGUAUAGUUGCAUUGUUAACUGAAUGAAGUGGACUUAAUGAUCCUGAUGUGAUUCUAAUUUCAUUUCAAUGUUUGCUAAGACCACAAGAAACAGGAACAGGAGUAGGCUUCUUGCUCCCUCAAGCCUGCUGUGCCAUUCUUUGACUUCAUGGCUGAAUCCACAUUCCUCACAUCCACUUUUCUGCCCUUUCCCCCUAACCUUUGAUUCUCUUGCUGAUCAAGAAUGAGCCUUAACUAUGUGGUACCUCUUGUAACUGUUCAAGUAAUGUCACCAGCUGCAAACACCAGUGUGCAAAUAUGUUGCUCCAUAAUGAGAAGGUUCCCAAAAGACUGUCUCAUUCUCAUCAGCCAAGAAUUGAUUUGAAUUUUCUUAAACAUGCAGUAACCUUGUCAAUUCAGUAACAAUAGUUGUUCUCAAUUAGAUUAGAUUUUUAGAUUAGAUUACUUACAGUAUGGAAACAGGCCCUUCGGCCCAACAAGUCCACACCAACCCGCCGAAGCGAAACCCACCCAUACCCCUACAUUUGUCCCGACCUAACACUAGGGGCAAUUUAGCAUGGCCAAUUCACCUGACCCGCACAUCUUUGGACUGUGGGAGGAAACCGGAGCACCCGGAGGAAACCCACACAGACACCGGGAGAAUGUGCAAACUCCACACAGUCGCCUGAGGCAGGAAAUGAACCCGGGUCUCUGGCGCUGUGAGGCAGCAGUGCUAACCACUGUGCCACCCACAAUUCUUACUGAUCACUUCACAUACCAGGCAGUGAUCCAGCUUCAAAUGCAAUAUACUGAACUGUCUAACAGAUAUUAUGCCAACAGCUUCACUGUACCCCUGUAUAGUAAGAACAUACUUCCACAGAUAGGGAGACUAAAACCACACAAAAUAUUCCAGGCGCCCUCACCAAAGCCCUGCAUAAUUGCAGCGAGAUAUCCUUAUUCCUGUGCUCGAAUCCUCUCAUUAUACAGUUUGCCUUUUUUACUCUCUGUGGCACCUGCGCACUUAUUUUCAGUGGCUGUUGCACAAGGGCACACCGGUCUCAUUGAACAUUCCCCUCUGUCAGUGUUCUGCUAUUCAAAUAGUAAUUUGCCUUCCUAUUUUUGCUGCCAAAGUGGAUAACAUUAUAUCUAUCCAUAUUAUACUGCAUCUGCUGUGCAUUUGCUCACCCACUCAGCCUGUCCAAAUCACACUGCAACAUUGCUGUAUCCACCUCACAGCUCACCCUCCCACCCCAGCUUUGCAUCAUCUGCAACUUUUGAAAUAUUACACCUCAUUCCCUUAUCUAAUUCAUUAACAUAUAUUGUGAGUAGCUCGGCUCCUUGUUCUAUAUGCCAUUCAGGAAAAGAUCAACUUAUUCGUACUCUUUGUUUCCUUUCUGCUAACCAAUUUUUUCCCCAUCACAUUGCACUACCCCCAAUCCCAGCACUUCAAUUUUACUCAUUAUUCUCUGAUGUGAUAAUUUGUCAAAAGCCUUCUGAAAGUCCAAAUCAACGACAUCAAUUGGUUCCCCAUAAUCAAAUCUGCCAGUUACAUUUGGAUGGUUUAGAUUACUUACAGUGUGGAAACAGGCUCUUCGGCCCAACAAGUCCACACUGACCCGCCGAAGCGCAACCCACCCAGACCCAUUCCCCUACAUUUAUCCUUUCACCUAGCAGUACAGGCAAUUUAGCAUGGCCAAUUCACCUAACCUGCACACUUUUGGACUGUGGGAGGAAACCGGAGCAUCCGGAGGAAACCCACGCAGGCACGGGGAGAACGUGCAAACUCCACACAGUCAGUUGCCUGAGGUGGGAAUUGAACCCGGGUCUCUGGCGCUGUGAGGCAGCAGUGCUCACCAUUGUGCCACCGUGUCGCCCCAUACAUCUUUGAGGUAUUCCUGUAGAUUUAUCAAAUAUGAUUUCCCUCCUAUAGGCACAUGCUGUCUGUGUCUGAUCCUAGAGGAAAAAAUGAGGUCUGCAGAUGCUGGAGAUCAGAGCUGAAAAUGUGUUGCUGGAAAAGCGCAGCAGGU